Molecule: messenger RNA, 480 nt
Organism: Caenorhabditis sp. 36 PRJEB53466
Lineage: Eukaryota; Metazoa; Nematoda; Chromadorea; Rhabditida; Rhabditidae
Source: the annotation of a GenBank genome assembly
AUGCUUCUGCUCCGUGGUCCGUCCGACACUUCCCCUUUCGAUCGACUCUUCGAUGAGCUCUCUCGCGGAACCGUCCAGCUGCCCUACUGGAGAGACGCCGAUCACAGCUCGUUCAACUUCUCCAACACUAUCGGAGAGGUAAGAUUCUGAUUCUUUUUUUUUCUAGUUUCGUUAUUAUUUCAGGUCGUCAACAACGACACCAAGUUCGCUCUGCAACUCGACGUCUCCCACUUCAAACCGGAGGAAAUGAAGAUCGAAUUGAACGGACGUGAACUCAAAAUCGAGGGAGAGCAGGAGACGAAAUCGGAGCACGGCUACUCGAAGAGAUCCUUCUCCAAGAUGAUUCUGCUCCCGGAAGACGCCGAUCUCACCGCUCUCAAAUCGGCCAUUUCCAACGACGGAAAGCUUCAGAUCGAGGCUCCGAAGAAGUCGAACGGCUCUUCCAGAUCCAUCCCGAUCAACUUCGUCCACAAACAUUGA